AGUUGAAGAAUAUUCAUUUGAAACAACUACCAUUUAAACAUUUGAUUGUGCACAAAAAAGUUCAAAAUAUUGAUACUUGUUAAUAAACAAUGUCAUGCAAUACAUGUCAAUCGAAAUUUACGUUCUUCACUCGCGAGAACGGAUGUCCAAGUUGUGGCUUUUCUUACUGCAGCAAGUGCCUGAAGUAUAAGUGCAACUUGUCGAAUGGCAGUGCAAAAAAAGUUUGUGGACGUUGUUACAAUAAAUUGAAGAUGUCGACAAAGGAUUCUCCAGCUGAUUCUUCAGGAUUAUCAUCACCGGACACGAAUGACCAGUCUAUGGCACCCGUUGAUAUCGUGAACAAGCUCGACUCACUGGAAAAUCCUGCUAAACCACCUAUAGUUAUUUAUAAAUCGGGUGGCCACUGGGACCAGUUUAAAGCUGGCUUGGAACCUGUCGAUCAAGAGCUCGUAGACCGUUUAAAGAAAUUGAAAGAUGGAGAUACACAAGUCCCACCACCGACUACAGAGGAGAUCAGACGAAGAUUGGCAAUUCUAAAAGACCAGGAUCCUCAUUCCAGUCAGCAGUCCAUAAAUAUUUAUCAAACGGACACAAGAACCGAUCAACAAAAAGAAGACGAUCUUAUAAGACAGUAUCUCGAGAGCUUAGAACUGUCAGCAAAAAAUGAUCCUGCCAAAGAAGUUGAGCAAAGAUUGAAUACUCUUAAAGGUUUUGAUCCCACAAAGCAGUAUUCAUCUUUACCCACUGGUAUGGAUGACGAAGUCGAUGAGGAAACUGUUACCAAAAAUAUUGUAAAAAAAGCUAUGGCUGAAGCGGCACUUGAAGCAAAAUAUGGCAGUGAAGAACUCGAAGAACUUGAGGAAAUGGAAGUAGAGCACGGAGGGACAGCCAGUUCGGACGAUGAAGUAUCGUGCUGCAUGUGCGAACAAACAAAAGGCUUAGUGAGUUGCAUCGGUUGUACGGGCGAUCUUUACUGUGAAGUUUGUUUCGAAGACAAUCAUGACGAUUUUGAGAUGGGUAAACACAAAACAGUACCUUACAAUCGAAAGAGCAAUGCAACGCCAGAUUGAAAAUCCCAUGUACGUCAAUUAAUAUAUUUUAUCUUCAAUAUUAAUGCAUCGCCGAACAAGCCGCAAGAUUAAUUUUACUUGGAAUGCAUAUUUUCGAAAAAUGGUAAUUGUGGAUCGCACUUUGAUCGUAUUUCAAGUUACGAUUUAGAAUCGGAAUUCCAGCUUAACGAAACUCUGAAUCGCCUAUUACCCGCAUAUAUUUUUACUCGUUGUUCGUAUUUUUUAUGACAAUUCCGUCCAGUGUUUUCGCGGCGACUACAACAGAAAAUUAUUUUAUGAAUCAUCGGCCUUGUAUUUGUGUAUGCCGAGAUGACAGGACAUAAUAUCAUCGAGCUCUGGAUUUCCCCAGAGACGCAACGUCGACGUCGCGACGCAAAAACAUCUACACCCUUGUUUCCACCGGCACCGAUGUAACAGCGAUAGCAGUAUGUGUGUACGUAGAUACACAGAUGCGAACCCACAUACACACACACCUUUUUAUUUACCUCUCCAACGCACGUAUUUAUAGAACUAUCGUUGUGCGGAAUCGUGCCAACUCUUGGUUACCUCUUAAAUUUUUGAGCCACUUGUAUUUUACGGUUGAGAUAGAAUUCUACGAAUGUAAAUUCGAUUUGUAAGAGGUGUCGUAAUGAUUACCGUUAUUAUUGUCAACUGUAAAACGCAGCAAUGAGCAAAACAAUAGUGAUUGUCGUGAUUUGUACGAAAGUGAGAUUUCUUGUUUUGUUAAAAUUCUGCUAUUAAAAUGAUUUGAAUUUUUGGCACUUCAGCGUUACUGUGACCAAUUCGGUUUCUACCAUGCUAACUGUGAACGAAUAAUUCGAUUCACUUCGCCCAGAGUAAUAUGAAGUGAAAAAGAAGAAAACUUCGAAUUAUGCAAUUUCCUAAAUUGCGUUGCGAGGCAAUAUUUUUUUUUGUUUUUCACACAUCAAAGAGUUGAGGGGGAUAAAGUUAGUACGAUUUUGGCAAAGGCCAAUAGCAAGAUCUUACUAUUGCAAAGAGGUUUGAUGUUAUACGGAUGGGUUCAGUGCCAAUGGCCGAAUUUUCCGCUCAGGCAUUACGGAAUGCUGCUACGUUCUUGAGAUCGUGAGACGAGAUUGCACAGUUUUUUUAUUUGCUUGAAAUAUAAGGAGAAAGCAAAAAAAACGUAGCGAGUCUUUUGGGUCGGUGCUGGCAAGUGAGCCAAAGUCUAGACAGCUGCUCUCGUUGCCAAGCGAAACGUGUACAAGAGCACCGAAUGCGGCGAAGUAGACUAAUGGAAAAGCAGGAAAAUGUCGUUUGGUUGAGCGAUAAAAAAGGUGUUACAAAAAAUUCUAAUCGACACAAUAAAUGUUUAUUUUUGUCAUUGAUAACGAUGCUGCUAUUGCUGGAAAAACUAUAUAAAUAUUUACCUCUAAUGAUUAUCAGCGAACUUUGUAAUCGACGAGUAAUGCUACUCAAUGAGAAUUCAAAUUUUUCCAAUACAUUGCCUAAAACGCCUUAUUUAUGUCUUAAUACGAUUGCAGCCUAUUGAAAUUAAUGACUGUUGUGUAAGAAAAUAAAACGCAUUCAGAAUGACGCUGAAGUUUGCAACGUUCGAGUCCAACGAAAUUAUU
Messenger RNA from Venturia canescens, 2662 nucleotides. RefSeq names its product abscission/NoCut checkpoint regulator. NCBI's taxonomy places the organism in Eukaryota, Metazoa, Arthropoda, Insecta, Hymenoptera, Ichneumonidae. The record is from RefSeq and is a predicted model, not a curated record. The transcript is spliced from 5 exons. Gene Ontology annotation, cellular component: centrosome; cleavage furrow; midbody. Gene Ontology annotation, biological process: abscission; mitotic cytokinesis checkpoint signaling. Bases 90 to 1070 code for a protein of 326 amino acids. Gene Ontology annotation, molecular function: phosphatidylinositol-3-phosphate binding; metal ion binding.